ACUGCACCCUCUCUCCAAACCUAGUUCCAUCCCCUAUCAUCUCACUAAACACCCUCACCACGAGGAGGGAGAAACGAGCUGUGCGCCUGUGUUGAACGGCACCCCUGAUACUUCGGACACAGCGUGAAGGAUAUUGCCAGAUCUUUCCCUUAGAACAACAACAAUAACCCCCCGCCUCGAGGCUCGUUCAAACGAACAUCAGGGUUGAGCAGCAGAUACUAGGGGAUCUAGUAGGGGAACAAUCCCGUUCUCACGCUCGCGUUUGCCCGCCCUUUCAAACAGUUUUGCCAUUUGCUUGUCUCUCCCCUUGCAACGUGAGGAAACUUUUUUUUUUUUCCCUUUCUUUCUUCUAGUGGGGGUUUAUUUUUGUUCACCUGCCGCCUGCAAUAAUCUUGUCCCACUUGGUUCCCCUCCGCGGCUCGGUGUCCCCACAUCGGCCAAGUCUGACAACCGCCCCAGGCUCCAGCAAAGCGCCAACAGCAGCAGCGCCUCAUACCCUUUUUUCCUUUCACAUUCAGGCUUGACAAGCGGAAACCCCUUCUCUCCCCUCUCACUGCUUUUUCAGCUUCGCCGGGACCUACGCACACACCUUCACACUCAUCCGUUCAUUCAUCGUUCCGCCUCAUCAUCACCUUGAUCAUCAUCAUCAUCUACGACGAAGGGAAGAAAGAUUAAAAUUAAAAUUAAAAAUUCCAGCAAUCAUCACGAUUACCGUCCUUUUUUUUUUUUCUCAAUCAUCAGCAUUACCCAUAGCCAUAGCCGAGGGUUUGUUGUCUUGUAGUGCCAUUAUUUAUUUUUUACGGGCUGUGCCACCCUCCUUCCCAUUAAAAUAAAGGAGAAAAAAGGAAAACCAGAAAAAUUUCCCCGAACGGUUGUCCUCGAUCGCGGUACAAAUCCGGCGGCGCCCCCCCCUUCCCCUCCACACUCUUCCUCUCCCUUUCCACCCCACGCUCUCCUGAGAUCAGCAUCCGGUUAUACUCUAUAUAACCCCGCGGGCCUGCUAACUUCUCCACACUUUUUUCCUUCCUCUCUUCGUCAUCUCUUCAUCACUCCUGUCGAACGUAAAUCACAUGCAGCGAGGUUCUCCAACAUCUAAUAUCGCGUCCCUUCUCCACCAACCUCCUUCACAUAGGCCUAUGUCUUUCCACGAUCACGAUCGAAGUCACCACGGCCUUUCCUCUCUCCUUCCUCCUCUCAUGCCACCACAGGAUCCGAUGCAGGACCAGAGGCCUGAGCUUCCUCGUCCUUACAAAUGCCCCAUGUGUGAAAAGGCUUUUCACCGUCUGGAACAUCAGACUCGGCACAUUCGGACCCACACCGGAGAGAAGCCCCACGGAUGCACGUUUCCUGGCUGCUCGAAACGGUUCAGUCGCUCUGAUGAACUUACUCGACAUUCCAGAAUCCACUCGAACCCGAACUCGCGAAGAAGUAACAAGAAUCAGCAACAGGCUGCACUUGCUGCCGCUGCUCAGGCCGCCCAGCAUGAUCACUCCUCAGUAAGCUCGCCGGGAAAGAUGAUGCCUCCGCCACCAAAAAUUAUCUCCAAGUCUGCUCCUCCUUCUCAUGUUGGCUCGCCGAACGUGUCUCCGCCGCAUUCGUACCAUGGAAUGCAUCAACCAUCCAUCCAUUCCGGAUUGACACCCUUUCGAACAUCGAGUAGCCCUGCACUUGUGGGUGGCAAAUAUAACUAUGGGCUGGAUCUGGGGUUCCUGGCGCAAACAGCCUCUCAACAGCUGGAGCGGGAGAGGCACCACUACCAUCACCAACACCACCAGCAUGGUCGACCCUCCCUUCCACCCUUCCCUCAUGGCUCACAGCCGCUGUCCCGGUCUCACUCCCAUGAGGGUGAUGAUCCGUAUAAUCACCACCGCUCAGUAAAGAAAUCUCGACCGAGUUCUCCGGUCUCUACAGCACCCUCCUCUCCCACCCUAUCCCAUGACUCUUGUUCGCCAACCCCAGAACACACGCCAUUGGCAACACCGGCACACUCACCGCGUCUAUACCCUCGCGAUCGUGAUGACCAUCAUAUGCAGCUCCCGAGUAUUCGACACCUUUCGCUUAGACCCAUGCCCACUCUUGCACCCAUGGAGAUUGCCGACCCAUAUAACGCUGGCAGCAGCACGUCCCAACCUUUGCAUCCCAGCCCUGGAAUCCGACUUGGUGAUAUCCUCAACCGUUCCGAUGGUUCGCAGCGAAAACUGCCGGUCCCUGCGGCCCCUCGGGUUGCUGUUCAUGAUCUUUUGAACAGCGGUGUCAGUGGUCUCGGUUACUCGUCAGCUUCAUCCUCUACAGCCAACUCCGUCGCCGGUGGGGACCUGGUAGAUCGUAUGUGAGGAUUUGUUUUGGGUGGUGCAUAAUAAUACUCUACACUUUACCUUUUCUUCUGCUUUUCUUGUAUGUGUUGGGGGGGGGGAGGUUCUGAUGCGUUUAGCGAAUAUUCCUUGUCACCGGGGCCGUUUUCCCUUUGUACUUCCUUAUAUUUUUAUUUUCCUAUUAGAACUGGGGUUAUAUUUGGGAUAAACUAUGAUGGACUUUAUGGGCGUUUUUGUCGGGAGCUCACCUUUUCUCAUCUCCGAUUUACAUUCCUCUACUCAUUUCUUAUUAUGUCGCCUGUUUCAUUUGCUAUUCUUCCCUAGGAGUUGCUCAUAGAGGACCCAAGAGGUCAUUGUUUACUUUGUUUACUAGUAUACAGCAUCCUCACCCUCCAAGUAUUGUUUAUUCACACCGGAAAGGGACGGAAUUUCUCAUGUAUUUUAUGACGGUUGUUGUCUCAUGUAUAGAGUCUCGCAGUUGUCAUUUUUGCCUUGUUAGCUUGUUGUUUUAAUUUAUUGAUGCCUCGAGAACUCGGGUUACCUUG
Messenger RNA from Tuber aestivum (summer truffle), 2857 nucleotides. The record is from the annotation of a GenBank genome assembly. Lineage: Eukaryota; Fungi; Ascomycota; Pezizomycetes; Pezizales; Tuberaceae.